AAUUUUUUUUUAUUGUCCAUGACAGGUUGCUCGGAUGCUUACUGUUAAACGGGAAAGAGAGAUUGAGGAUGGAAUCAACAAGCGAUUGUCAAGAAAGCUUGAUCGACAAUGGAAGAAAAUCAUUGUUGUGAGACCACCUCCAUCCUUGAAGAAGUUGCAAGAGGAAGAGGCAGCUGCAGAAGCUGAGAAAUCUACAUGAGCUAAUCCAGAUAAUUUUCUUAGUAUGAAAUAUUACAGAGAAGAGGCUCUUUAAAUUAUUGCAUUUUCUGUUUUCAACCAUAUAUCUGUACCUACUGCCUGUAGUGUUGGUUUUAUUCUUCAAUCAUAUUUUUCAGUUUGUUUACUAUUACCUAUUUUAAUUAUGUUUAAUAAUCUGUUACCUGGUUAACUCUCAGAUGCGGGAUGCUGCUGAUAUGGAGCUUACCAAUUAAUAGGUGUGGCUUUCCCUUGUGUUUUUCUUCACUCUUAACUGUCUUUCGUCCCCACUUAGCAAAAUAUAAAUAAAAUAAAUAAAGCGAAUUGUAUAAA
Messenger RNA from Rubroshorea leprosula, 528 nucleotides. NCBI's taxonomy places the organism in Eukaryota, Viridiplantae, Streptophyta, Magnoliopsida, Malvales, Dipterocarpaceae. The record is from the annotation of a GenBank genome assembly.